This is a messenger RNA of Phascolarctos cinereus (koala), 989 nucleotides long. RefSeq names its product transmembrane 4 L six family member 5 (gene TM4SF5). The record is from RefSeq and is a predicted model, not a curated record. Lineage: Eukaryota; Metazoa; Chordata; Mammalia; Diprotodontia; Phascolarctidae. Gene Ontology annotation, cellular component: membrane.
GCCCCAACAGUCCCUCUAGUGCCUGCCAGAAGGCGAAGAGGAGAGAAGAGGCCAAGUCGUGGAGGCCGAAGGCGAAGUUUUCCAAUCUCAAAGGGAGUGCCCUGGUCUCAGGAGAAUGGAGGAAAACUGGGAGAACUUGGGAUUUCUCUGCCUGGAAAAGGUCUUCAGAAAACUUGUGGAGGGGUUUUGGAGCAAUGCAAAGCAAGUGACUGCAGUUAUUGGCCUUGACAACUUCCUCUUUGACGGUGCCUGUCCUCCACUGAUCAUGUGUACAGGAAAGUGUGCUCGAUGUGUUGGGCUCAGCCUCAUCCCAAUGUCCCUCAUCUGCAUAGUGGCCAACAUCCUCCUCCUGGUGCCCAAUGGCGAGACCAAAUGGACUGAACAUCUCAGCCUGCAUGUGAAGCUCUCAGCAGGCUUUAUUGGCGGGGGCAUUAUGGUGCUAUGUCCUGGAAUAUCUGCUGUUCGAGCUGGGGGCAAAGGGUGCUGUGGAGCAGGCUGCUGUGGAAAUCGAUGUCGGAUGCUGAGGUCCGUCUUCUGUUCGGCUACCGGGGCUAUCGGGGCCAUUUACUGCCUCUCGGUGUCUGCAUCGGGGCUUGAGACUGGGCCCAAAUGCCUGACAGAGCUACCUAACACGUGGAGCUACCCCUUCGAAAAUAGCAAUGGGAAUUACCUGGGCAACAGUUCGUGGUGGGACCAGUGCCUGGAGCCUCCGAAAGUGGUUUUGUGGAACUUGACUCUGUUCACGCUGCUGACGGUGGUGUCAAUUCUGGAGCUAGUGUUGUGCGGCAUACAGCUAGUGAAUGGUGUCCUAGGAGUUUUCUGCGGGGACUGCCGGAAAAAAUGAGAUUCUUGAGCUCUGAAGCUGAGAGGGGCACGGGUUCUGCCAGAACGCCGUUUCCAAGGAGCUGGGAAACUGGGGUGGGUUGUCCCCACUUCUCUUUUCACCCCGACCCCAUCAACUGAAAUAAAGUAUCCUGAUUCGCACUGCC